Molecule: messenger RNA, 1523 nt
Organism: Etheostoma cragini (Arkansas darter)
Lineage: Eukaryota; Metazoa; Chordata; Actinopteri; Perciformes; Percidae
Product: TLC domain-containing protein 4-B-like
Exons: 7
Coding region: 353-1144 (263 amino acids)
Biological process (GO): lipid homeostasis
Cellular component (GO): endoplasmic reticulum; membrane
Source: RefSeq, a predicted model, not a curated record
AGAGAGAGAGAGAGGUACAUACCCCCCCCCCCUGUCGUUUCCGUAAUCGAGCGUCGAGCUGCAGGAUUUGCACCUCUGCAAUUAAGCACGUUCGGUGUGGGAUGGGAUUCUCGCUAAACGCCGCAAAGCUGCCACAUACGCGGAGCUCCGGCCCCGACGCAUCCCCCACAAGUUGCUAGCGUGUGUGUGGACCGGAGCGGGAGGCGGGCUUGUUUAUCAAAAAUGACUCGACAUGGCUGUGGCGUUGACUCAACAUACACGGCUUCGCGAACGACACACUGGAAGCCAUAACCAGUUGAGAGAGUGAGGCGCGAAUCAUCUUAAUGAAAGUCACAAGUGGGGUUGGGUGGCCAUGGACCCAUUCAGCCAGCUUAUUCUCACCAUCUCGGUGACCAGUUUCUUCACCUUCCAGUGGCUCUUCCACAAAGUCAGCCCCUGGAUGUCCGUUCGCGUCAGCCCCAGCUUCCUCAGUCUCAGUGACAAGCAGAAGGUGGAAUGGAACUCAAGGACGGUGUCAACGUUUCAUGCACUGUUGGUGGGGAUCUUCUGUCUCUACAUCUUGUUCUUUGAUGAUGCCGUCAAUGAAGACCCAGUCUGGGGAGAUCCUACGCUGGUGAAGACUAAUGUUGCCAUCACAACAGGCUACCUCAUAUCGGAUCUGCUGCUAAUAUUUUUCUAUUGGAAGGCGAUAGGCGACAAGUUUUUUGUAGUUCACCAUCUGGCAGCGUUGUAUGCUUACUACUAUGUACUGGGCGAAGGAAUGUUGCCUUAUUUUGCUAACUUCCGUCUGCUUGCUGAGUUUUCUACACCGUGUGUGAACCAGCGCUGGUUCUUUGAGGUACUAGGUUAUCCUAAAUCGUCCCGGCCAAACAUGGCAAAUGGUGUUGCCAUGGCAGUAGUCUUUUUCAUGGUCCGCAUCGCCGUCAUGCCAGUCUACUACAUUCGUAUGUAUGCGGUCUACGGCACUGAGGCCUUCUACCUGGUGCCCUGGGGUGGCCGUGUAGCCUGGAUAGGUUCCAGUAUCUGCUUGGACAUUAUGAACAUUAUGUGGAUGCAUAAGAUCGCCCGCGGCUGCUACAAGGUGCUGCGCUCUGCACGCCAGAGCAAAGCCGGCGCACCUCAAGAGAAUGGGAAGACGGAUUAAGGGAACCGGGGUGUCGAGGAUGAGAAACCUCCUCAACAGAGACAAAAUCACGUCACUUUGUGCAUAUGGGAGCAGCAGAUUGGACACUUACUAUCACACCUGAGAGGAGUGAUAUCACAGGACCGAAUGUAAUGGAGGAAAUAUAAGCUUUUUUGAACAGUGGGCACAGGCUUUGAGAUGUACUGAUGGACCGUUUAACUGGCCACCCCUAAGCCAUGGAAUGACCUCUUAGCAAUACUCUGUGUUCAUGGCCACUUAUUUUUCUCUUGAACAAUUUACCACUACGCUAAAGUGUUUGUCCUGGGACAACGGACUGCUAAACCCAAUCACACAUUUUCAAAAAGUUUACUGUUCUUUACAUACGUAGUGCUCAACAAAA